AUGAGCUGGAUGGACUCAUGGUCGCGCCCAAAGAAGCAAUCGGCUGUACCGCCGCCGUUCUACCUGACAAUCGGUGAAGAUGCUCGGUAUUGCAAGACCUGUGGUCGAAUAAUGAACUCCAAGAAAUCGAAUCCCAUAUCAGCCAACACCGUCAAAUACUGCUCAGCGCGCUGUAGGGGUCGCAAACCUGGGCCGAAUGACAAACGAAUUGAGAGAGCCAUCGUAGAUCUCUUAGAUGGAAAGGACGCCUCCGGGCUAGAAUUGACGGCUGCAAAGGCUAAAUGCGUCAAAGGAGACAAGAGGCUCAUUGUUACUAUGGAUGAAAUCGAAGCCAUCGUGUUCGGCAGCAGAUUUGACCCAGAGAAGAUAUAUGGCCGGAAGAAGAAUAGAGCAAAACGUGCUCUGGAUAGCGAAGAAAACUCGAACACUGUUGAUACAGAAGACAGUGGUUUAUCAGAAAUCACAGGCACCACGGCUGUUGUAACCGACACAGUCCGAGGCGGCGCGUCCAUUCGGUUACCACAGACACUAUCCGACGUCAAUGGCAGCAUCGGUGGAGAGAAGAGCCGGGCUGAGCGACAGGUAGAGUCGGAGGAAGCACUAGAUAAGAGAGCAGUUGGCGACAGGCGCGCCGAAGAGCGUGAGAUGGUACGAAGAGCAGCAAGACGAGGUAUCGUCUUCGGCUUUGUUGCUCAAGGACAUGGUAUGGCGGACAUACAAGACAAAGCGUCGCGAGUGAAGGAGUGCAAGUAUGGACAGAGCGACAAAGACAGAUCCGAGGAUACUCUCCGAAAAUGCGAGGCUGUCAUGCUUGGACAGGUUGUAGAGCCUAGUUUCGCGAAGGGUGAUUGGGGUAUACGAUGGCGAGAAUGAGGGACUUACGGGAGCGCAGUGCGGGAUUGUACAUUUGCGAUCGUCGAUAUGAUGGUCCAUACCCCCUGUGCGACAAUUCUAGCUCUGCCCAAAGGGCACUCGCCGAUAGCUCAGGAUAAGACAGACUCCAUACAUAAUUUAUAGGGAUUUCCGGCUGAAGAGCUCCGAUCUCCACGUAUUCGAGCUUAUAUUCUCUUUCACUUUGUCGCUCAACGACCCUAAUGAACGACUGCGGAAAGGACAUUUGAAUCAUCUACCUUAUCACAGCCCGCAUACGGGUCACUAGGAUCACGAUCUACAGUCGAAUACGAUCUCCUAUUGUCUAUCUCCAAAGUCAACCGCUCUU
This is a messenger RNA of Pseudovirgaria hyperparasitica, 1219 nucleotides long. RefSeq lists its product as uncharacterized. The transcript has 2 exons. Bases 1 to 873 code for a protein of 290 amino acids. The record is from RefSeq and is a predicted model, not a curated record. Lineage: Eukaryota; Fungi; Ascomycota; Dothideomycetes; Acrospermales; Acrospermaceae.